AUGGAAGGUAAAUUUGGAUUGGCAAUGAUAUCUGAACAGCUUCGGUAUGUCGAAGGGUUCAGCACGGACAACGUUUCCUUUCCAGAGGGAUGGCAACAAUACUUUAUGAUUAUUGGCGCCUUUUUCUGGCUUGCUGUUUGCAUCGCCGAGUUUUUUGUCCUGCUUAUUGUUGGAUUUUUCCAGAUCAGAGAGGCGAAGUACUUUUUCCGUAUUGGGGCGGCUUUGAUAUAUUUAGUCAUUUCCGCUGCGGCGUCUUUCAUGGGGGUCUGCGCCGCCACUUUUGUAUAUCCUGAAAGCAGCUCGGCGAGGUUUUCGUUCCACAUCAUUUCAAUUUUUGUGUAUUACAUCGCAAUUGCUUACAGGAUCACACUUACAACAAACUGGAAGUUUUCAUGCGGAGUUUUGGCCUUUGUUGUCCUUAUUUUGUUGAUCCCAGACUGGCUCACAUUCAAAGUGCUCAUUCCUGCACUCCUCUACCAGAUCGCGGCACAUUUCUACCUCAUCAAAUACCACUUCAUUUCAUGUGAGCAGUUUUUGGUCGCUGGCGAAGUUGUCCUACUCUUCGCUAGCGCCGUACUUGAUAUUACAAAGGUACUUGACGGUGCAGUUUUCUAUACACUUGUUGGGUUGACGGAGAUUUUGUCAUUCAUUUCAAUGUCUGAGAUAUGCUUUAAGUUUUAUGAAUACGGCCGUUAUAUUGUAAAGGACGGUAAAAGAAAGAAGAAUUAA
Molecule: messenger RNA, 729 nt
Organism: Entamoeba invadens IP1
Lineage: Eukaryota; Evosea; Mastigamoebida; Endamoebidae
Exons: 2
Coding region: 1-729 (242 amino acids)
Source: RefSeq, a predicted model, not a curated record